This is a messenger RNA of Cryptomeria japonica (Japanese cedar), 1114 nucleotides long. RefSeq lists its product as uncharacterized. The transcript is spliced from 5 exons. Gene Ontology annotation, molecular function: rRNA binding; structural constituent of ribosome. Gene Ontology annotation, cellular component: ribosome. The record is from RefSeq and is a predicted model, not a curated record. The coding region runs from base 388 to 765 and encodes 125 amino acids. Lineage: Eukaryota; Viridiplantae; Streptophyta; Pinopsida; Cupressales; Cupressaceae. Gene Ontology annotation, biological process: translation; ribosomal large subunit assembly.
UGCUAGUUAUCUCUAAAAUUAAAAUAUGUGGUAGGCUUUCAUUUUGAUGAACAGACACGGAGUAAAGUUAAAGUUUAUAUUUUCAAUAAACAGAGUAAGUGGGAUUUGUAUUUCAGUGGGAAUUGCUUAAAUGGAAGCUUUGAAAUUAUAGAUAUUUGUAGGUAUCUUCGAAAGGAUCCGACUGUGCUCAGCAUUGCGAGCUCAUUGUUAAUUUUGUUGCAUGUUUUGGAGUUGAGUUCGAGCGCCGCUCUCCUACAGGACAUUAUAGGUUGGAUUGGCAACCUGGGAGACAAGGUUUUUAGAGUUCCACAGAAUUAGAAUCAAGGCUUUGUACUGAGACCUUACUAAGUCAUAAAAUUAAAACAAGGUGUGUUUAGAGGGGACAAGAUGCACAAGGAUCAGAUUUUGAAGUUGGCCAAGGGCUUUCGAGGGAGGGCCAAGAAUUGCAUACGCAUUGCUAGAGAGCGUGUAGAGAAAGCCCUUCAGUACUCCUACAGAGAUCGUCGAAACAAGAAACGUGAUAUGCGCGGUCUCUGGAUUCAGAGGAUUAAUGCUGGAACACGUCUGUAUGGGGUGAACUAUGGCGAAUUUAUGCAUGGAUUGAUGAAAGAAAAUAUACAGCUCAACAGAAAGGUCCUCUCAGAGCUUGCUAUGCAUGAACCAUACAGCUUCAAAUCACUAGUGGAUAUUGCAAAGAAUGCAUUUCCAGGAAAUAAAGCUCAAAGUUCUAUAGCUACCAAAGAGACAACAGCUAUGAGCAAGUGACUGUUGCUUCUUUAAAGUUACUGUAAAUGUAAUCCCCAGAGACUUCAGCUUGUUUAGUUAUUAAUCUGAAGCACAAAAGAAGCGUGAAGCAAAAAUAAGGAAUUUUUCAGAUGCUUAUAACUGUGUUCAAGCCUUCUUUUCAUAUUUGAAGAGACCGAGGCACAAAUUCUUUUGAUACACAUAAUUGCUGUAUGGGAAUUCAUAAUGAACACUAUGAAUUAAAGUAUAUAAACAAAAUUAUUGAGUGCUUAGCUGUAUCUGAUGCACAUUGAAUUCCCAUGGACAUGAUUGUGGACGCACAAAUUUUAGAGUUCCAAUUUCAUCAAACGUCAGUUGAGAGUUGAGACAA